AUGAGUCUAGGACCACCUGCCAUCCAGGAGUCAGGAGAUCUCUGGCUGCCAUCCGCCAGCGAUUUUGGUGGCCCUCUAUGGAAUCAUGAAGAGAGAAGACUUCUGCUGGUAUCUAACUCCACUCUUCAUGGAGGAGGAUAUCUACAACACUGUCAGCAGCAGAUCCAAGACUUCUUUGGAAAGAAUGUAAAGAGGAUCCUUUUUGUCCCAUAUGCACUGCAAGACAGAGAUGCCUAUACCAAAACUGCAAGAGACAAGUUCAUAACAUUGGGCUAUGAGGUGGACAGUGUCCAUGAGACACCAGACCCUGUGGAGGCUGUUAGGAAAGCUGAAGGAAUAUUCAUUGGUGGCGGUAAUACAUUCCGCCUGCUGAAAGCUCUCUAUGACAACAAGCUGGUAACUGAGAUUAGAAAGAGAGUUUUAGAGGAUGGGAUCCCUUACAUGGGAUCAAGUGCAGGUACCAAUGUCUCCACCAUCAGCAUCAACACCACCAAUGACAUGCCCAUCGUCUAUCCACCCACGUUUGCUGCCAUUGGUUUAGUGCCCUUCAACAUUAACCCUCACUAUCUGGAUGCUGAUCCCAACAGCAAGCAUAUGGGGGAAACACGUGAACAGAGAAUUGUCCAAUACCACGAGGAGCACGACACACCAUGUGUGCUGGGUCUUCGGGAAGGCUCAUUGCUCUUAGUGGAGGGAAACAAAGCCACCUUAUUAGGGAGCACCAAAGCACGACUGUUCAAGAGGGGGAAGCAUACUACAGAGUAUGAACCGGGCAGUGAUCUCAGCUUCUUACUGACAGAUGCACAGUGAGCUGCUACAUUAUGUGCAAUGCAAAAAAUUUUUACAAUAAAUGAUCAAAUCCA
Molecule: messenger RNA, 863 nt
Organism: Cyprinus carpio (common carp)
Lineage: Eukaryota; Metazoa; Chordata; Actinopteri; Cypriniformes; Cyprinidae
Product: alpha-aspartyl dipeptidase
Biological process (GO): proteolysis
Molecular function (GO): serine-type peptidase activity
Source: RefSeq, a predicted model, not a curated record